CACUUCUUCUCAGCGAUGUUUGGAGGAACUUCAUGAGCAGAGUGAAGUGUUUGUAAGAGGAAAGCAAAGACAUGGUCUGAAGAAACUUUGGCUUUGGGGAUCACAGCAGAUGCCACAGGCGUAGCCCCCCCCCAGACUCAACAGAGUAAUGGCUGUUCAGACUGCAAUCAUGAACUCUCAGUUCAUGAAUUUCUGCUUCCCUGGGUCUGUGAUGGAGUACGACAUGGAGAAAAGUCCAGAUGGGUGUCUUCUGGGUGAGGCAGAAAAUGACGAGGACUACAAAGAGACCACUAGGGACUUGUUGAGCUUCAUAGACUCGGCCUCAAGCAAUAUCAAGCUGGCUCUGGACAAGCCCGUCAAAUCCAAGAGGAAAGUCAACCACCGGAAAUAUCUACAGAAGCAGAUCAAGCGGUGCACUGGUAUUAUCGCAACAGGUAACACAGCAGACGCUCCGAUAAAAGGACCCAGUUCCGCUGGUGCUCAGAUCAACCCUUUACAGAGCAAAACUCUCCCGAAGCGUGAAGGCGUUCAGGCAAAUCUACAGAGCAAGAGCCUGGCAGCUCUUUUUAACCCCGUAAAGGAUAUUCGGGGUGAAAAAACCAAGAAGCCGCCCCUGAGGCAUCGCAAUCUUCCACCUUCCUUCUUCACCGAGCCUGCCAUCUGCUCCAAGGUCAGCUCUACAUCCGGGAUGACCCUGAAGGACCUUGAACGGGGCAGUCCAGAGGCCGCAGAGUUCUUUGAGCUCUUGGGGCCUGAUUACAGUAACAUGGUGAGUGAACAGGACCUUUAUCAAAGUGUGCCUGUCCGGGUGCAGCCAGAAAUGGGAGGCCUGGAUCCUGCUUCCUAUGACGCUCAACAUUUAGUUGGUGGCCUCCUCUACACCGAGCCAUGGACUACCUUCUCUGGACCCUCUAAAAAACUAGGGGACAGCCUACGUACAAGUGCAGCUCAGCCACCUGUCUACUGUCAGUCCGAGACCACCUCAGGGGCCGCAGAGGACAACACUGUGUGCAGUUUGGCUUUUCCCAAUUUCUUCAUGGACUGCUCCGUUCCUCAGGUCACUUAUGAUUUAAGCGCUGGUUUCAACAGAACUAAUUACUCAUCGAUAUGAGAAAAGGGCUAUUUUGUUGUUAUAUAGCUUAUAAACGUGAUACAAUGAAUUUAACAGUAGUGCCAGAGAUUGUACAGAUGUAUAUGUAUGGCAUAUGCAAAUAAUAUUUUAGUUGAUUUUGUUGAUUUUGUACCAUCCCUGCUGUAGUGUGUCACACAGACUAACCCCAGAGCAAUAAAAAGUACACCUCGAUUUUAUUUCCUAAAAAAACAUGAAAUGUCUGCAAAAUAAAAGAAGUUGUUUUCAAAAUUGCACUCUUAUGUUUACAACUGUUCUGUUUUAAGUAACAUUGCACCUGUUUGUCUAUGCACAUUUUCCCAUCACUUUCAUAGUCGCCACAAAGAAGAUGUGCUGUAAAAUUGUCGAUUAUCAUCCGCAUGUCAUCAAAUAUAACACAUAUUUCAAAUUUAUUUGUUAUAUUUGACAGAACAAGCUGCAAACAGACUCUUGGUGAGGCUCCAGUUAUUAACAGCUCUGUGAAGUUUCUUUUUUUUUUUAAGUGAUUGCAACAGAGUGUGAUGUAAUGAUUGCUGCACAGCAAUUUACAGCUCAGAAAUGAUUUUCAGAAUUUACCAGUUAUGUGUUUUUUGUGAAAAGGCCUUUAUUGAAUCUAGCUGUUGUGAGACAAAAUAAAGCUGGUCUUUAUUACCGUGA
Messenger RNA from Thalassophryne amazonica, 1765 nucleotides. RefSeq names its product protein FAM181B. The record is from RefSeq and is a predicted model, not a curated record. NCBI's taxonomy places the organism in Eukaryota, Metazoa, Chordata, Actinopteri, Batrachoidiformes, Batrachoididae. The transcript has a single exon. The coding region runs from base 149 to 1111 and encodes 320 amino acids.